This is a messenger RNA of Diospyros lotus (date-plum), 2147 nucleotides long. RefSeq names its product probable WRKY transcription factor 31. Lineage: Eukaryota; Viridiplantae; Streptophyta; Magnoliopsida; Ericales; Ebenaceae. The coding region runs from base 235 to 2025 and encodes 596 amino acids. The transcript is spliced from 5 exons. Gene Ontology annotation, biological process: regulation of DNA-templated transcription. The record is from RefSeq and is a predicted model, not a curated record. Gene Ontology annotation, molecular function: sequence-specific DNA binding; DNA-binding transcription factor activity.
AGCACGGAAUCAAAUCCCUUCAUUAUCUGGAUGGAUGGAUGGAUGGAUCAGUGAAAUUGAAUCAAAUCUAAUUAAUCAGGAGGAAAAUUAAAACACCUUUUUCAAUUAGCUUGUAAUUGGUCUUCUUCUCCCAGUCUCCACCUCCCUUUUUAUUGCCGGGUCCAUUGCCGUUUCAGACCCAUCUCUCUCUCUCUCCUCUCUCCUCUCUCUCUAAAUCCCUUUCUCUCUUGAUUUAUGGCCAAAGGCAGUGGACUCUCCAUUGAUUUAGAUCGGAUCGGAUUCUUCCUCCACCGCCCCAACGUCAUCAACUCGUUUCCCGACGAUUCCCACCACCACAGCCGCCGCCGCCACCACCCUCCCAGGCUGAAGCUCGAGCCCAUGGACUCCCCGCCCAGCCGCUCCCCCGCCACCAUCCAGUUCCCGGUCAACCUCAACUGCACCGCCCACGACCAUGACAGCUCCACCGCAGCGGACGACAGCAGAACAGUCAUCGGCGAGAUGGACUUCUUCGCCGACAAGAAACCCGCCGAUCACGACCCCGCCGCCGUCCAGAAGCACGUCCCCGCUCGACCACCUGAGCUCGAUUUCAACGUUAACACUGGAUUGCACCUUCUGACAGCCAACACAAGUAGCGAUCAAUCAAUGGUGGACGACGGAAUAUCGCAGAAUUCUGAUGAUAAAAGAGCUAAAACUGAGCUGGCGGUUCUUCAGGCGGAGCUGGAGCGGAUUAAGUCUGAGAACCAGCGGCUGAGAGAUAUGCUGAAUCAGGUGACAGCCAAUUACAACGCUCUUCAGAUGCAUCUGGUGAAUCUGAUGCAGCAGCAGCAGCAGCGAAAUGAUCAGAAAUCGGACGAUCAAAUGAAAGAAAACGAUCAGUUGGUGGAAGGGAGGAUGAUGGAAGAUAGUAACAGCAACAAGCAAAGUGCACUGGCGGUGCCAAGGCAGUUCAUGGACCUCGGCCUGGCGGCGACGGCGGAGGCCGACGAGCACUCGCCGACGCUGUCAGAGGGGAGAAGCCCCGACCGGCCGCGGUCGCCGGCCACCAAUGUGGAGGCGGCGUCUAAGGAGUUUUUUGAUCAUGGAAGAGAGGACAGCCAGGAAAACGGAUCCGGCCAUGGAUGGGGCCCCGGCAAGGUUCCGAGAUUGAACCCUCCCAAGAAUGUUGAUCAGGCCGCCGAGGCCACCAUGAGAAAGGCGCGCGUCUCCGUCCGAGCUCGAUCUGAAGCUCCCAUGAUCACGGAUGGAUGCCAAUGGAGAAAGUACGGGCAGAAGAUGGCGAAAGGAAACCCGUGCCCUCGGGCUUACUACCGGUGCACCAUGGCUGCCGGCUGCCCUGUUCGGAAGCAAGUACAAAGAUGUGCAGAAGACAGAACCAUCUUGAUCACCACCUACGAAGGUAACCACAACCACCCGCUGCCGCCGGCUGCCUUGGCGAUGGCGUCAACAACCUCCUCCGCUGCCCGAAUGCUGCUUUCGGGAUCAAUGCCGAGCGCCGACGGGCUGAUGAACUCCAACUUCCUGGCCAGGACCCUAAUACCAUGCUCCUCAAGCCUGGCCACCAUCUCAGCUUCUGCACCAUUUCCUACUGUUACAUUAGACCUCACCCAAAACCCUAACCCGUUACAGUUCCAAAGGCCGCCGGGCCAAUUCCAUGUCCCCUUCUCAAGCCCUCCGGCCACUCUACUGCCCCAAAUAUUCGGCCAGGCGCUGUACAACCAGUCAAAAUUCUCCGGCCUUCAAAUGUCACAAGAUGUAGAGACUGCGCCACCGCAGCCGGCCGGGCCGAGCUCGCUGGCUGAGACCGUCACCGCACUCACUGCCGACCCGAACUUCACCGCAGCCCUAGCCGCCGCCAUCACUUCCCUAAUUGGGGGUGGCCAUCCGAGCAAUAUCGCUAGUAACAACAAUAUUGGCACCAAUGCCACCACCAGCAACAAUGGCAGCUUGUCUACUAGCAGCAACAACGCCGGCACCGGCGGCAACGACACCGGCAAGAUCAAAAACCCUAGUUUCCCCGGGAAUUAAGAUCAGCAAAGUACUCGGUUUCCUUUUUUCAUCUUAUUUUUUUUCUUUUUCUUUUUUUAAAUCUGACUUGUUAAAAUGGGUCUGAUACGAUUUUUAUUACAUAGAAUUUUCAUUAAUUAUCA